This is a messenger RNA of Dermacentor andersoni, 1095 nucleotides long. RefSeq names its product mitochondrial intermembrane space import and assembly protein 40-B. Gene Ontology annotation, molecular function: protein-disulfide reductase activity. The record is from RefSeq and is a predicted model, not a curated record. Gene Ontology annotation, cellular component: mitochondrial intermembrane space. Gene Ontology annotation, biological process: protein import into mitochondrial intermembrane space. NCBI's taxonomy places the organism in Eukaryota, Metazoa, Arthropoda, Arachnida, Ixodida, Ixodidae.
CGGCCGGCCAGCGUAGGUGGUGUCCGCUUGGUUCUGUGGCUGUGCCAGCGCGUUGCCGUACGGCUUUUUCGCGGAGCAGCGUGUACACUGAACUAGUGUUACGGGACCCCAGCUAUAGUAUACAAGCGGGAAAAGCCAAUGUCGUACUGCAAGAACUUCGGGAAAGACCGAGUAAUUUUCAUCACUAAGGAAGAUCACGAGAAACCUAGCACAAUACAACUGCCCGAUGACCCAGACGAUGAAAAACGAGGCUUGAUUCUUCCCAAUGGUGACAUCAACUGGAACUGCCCAUGCCUGGGAGGCAUGGCUACUGGCCCUUGUGGACCACAAUUUCGGGAAGCCUUUUCCUGUUUCCACUACAGCACAUCUGAGACCAAAGGGAGCGAGUGCUUUAACCACUUCAAGGCCAUGCAGGAAUGCAUGUCUCAGUAUCCAACCCUCUACCCCGCUGAUGAUGAUGACGAUGAACAGGCAUCGCACAAAGCUAAUCCUGGCGAGGAGGAGGUCACCGGACUGGGAUACGCACUAUCCAAGACAAGUGCUGUGACAGAAAAUGAGCCACCGAAAGAGGACAAGAGAGUUGCUAGCCAGUGAGAGUGACUGUAAAUACUAGUCUGUACAUAAACAAAAAGGCUUUUGGCAAACACAAUCUCCGUCAUGCGUAUAAUCUUCCAAGUACGCUGUCACUUCGCAGCAUUGGUAAGUUGCAGAUUAAAUCGCGAGAUGCUGGACCUCGUGACAAGUCUCCCUUCCUAUUGAGAUGAUUGUGUUGCUGUUGUCGGCAUAAAUUAUGCAGCAACUGAUGCAACAUUAAUAAAAGUAAUUUCUUGACUAAUGUUUUUUUAUCUAGAGGAUAGUUUGAGACCACUUGGAGUUAACAGUGUCCUUAAAAUUUUUAUGUAAUCUUAAAGUAUGUGAACAUGCCAUGCCUGUUUUGUAGUGCAGGCCAGCAGAAACAAAUUGACACCUGUGGCCACAAUCGUUUUUGCAAGUGCCAUUGGGGGAAGUGCACUUUUCCCUCUUAUGAUGGUUGUGACAUCCUGUAUGCACUGCAGUAAAGUGUUAGAAGUAAUAAAUGUUUUGUUAGCAAUCCCA